Bipolaris zeicola 26-R-13 is the source of this 1275-nucleotide messenger RNA. RefSeq lists its product as uncharacterized. Bases 1 to 1275 code for a protein of 424 amino acids. The record is from RefSeq and is a predicted model, not a curated record. NCBI's taxonomy places the organism in Eukaryota, Fungi, Ascomycota, Dothideomycetes, Pleosporales, Pleosporaceae. The transcript has 3 exons.
AUGGUUGUCCUAGUUGAUUUGGAAGACGAUGAAGCGCCCUCAUUACAGUCCCCUCACGCGUCUGGCUUGAUGAACGUCAAACCAUUGCACCAUUCUCUGCAGGAUUCGGCAACAGAGAGUGAGCAGCGAGUGAGCGUGGCAGACGAGAGGCCGAACCCAAACAAGAAUGGAUUCAGCGCUGCCCUGAGCUGCUAUCCAAUAGUAAGCCAGCUCGCCGCCCAGCUCGACCUCAACACGCUCCAUGAUCUGUCGCGCACUUGUAGGCAGUUUCGUGCAAAUCUGCUUGAAUACCGUAGCCAACUUGUCAAGCAUACGCUGCAUUGCGUCAACGAGGAUGUCGAGCCCGGCGAAACCCCAGGGUCGUCACUCCACGGAGGGAGGUAUGGUACGGCAAUGGAAUCAAGGCUGACUACCGGUCGUGUCGGGAUAUGUGCUCGUGAUAUGGUAGGCGAGUGCCAGCGCUGUGGGACGAUUGUUUGCCGGAAUUGCACAAUGAAGCCACCACCCACACCUGCACUUCGGGCUCGACAUCGUCGGCUCUGCCGUACGUGCACCAAGGCACCGUUGCCCAUGCUCAUGACUGCCCAGAAAAGACGCUCGUCAUCCGACUCCUCACCACCAGGGUCGCCCGACCAGCGCCCUGUGAUGUUUGAAAGUAGUCAGCCGCGGGCAUUCACCGCACCAGCAUUUGAGCGCACCCCUUGCAAUUGCGAUGAUGUGGUGUGGUUUUGCGCACCGUGUGGCAAGGACCUACGAAACGCAGAUACCAUGUACGUUCGUGGAUGGAGCUGGCGCACGCGAUAUAGCCACUACCUGGGUGGAGUCGGAACGGGAGCUGGCGAGGGUAAUGAAGGUGUUGAAUGUGGGCGAGGUUGCGCUUGUCUAGGCGCACGAGUCGUUGAACACGAGACCUGUGAGCAAGACCUCUUGGACACUAUUGAGAGGUCGCACACCCCUUCCCCAGAGUCACCUGACCGCUGGCGGGGAACGUCUUACCUCACUCAAGAGAUUGAAGGAAUUGGCGGGGUGCUGAAAAUGAAGCAUAAAAAGCAGGUCCGUGUUGGGGAGUGCGUAAAGCUCUAUGAAGAUGAAAAGGAAAAGUCGAUACAGUACCUCGAGCGCGAAGUCAAAGGAGAGCUCAGAAGCUGGUGCUCAUGGUGUGAACGUGUCGUUCUUGGGAAGAAGGAUAAGGCUGAAAUCAAUGGGGUCCGACCGCCUUCCAGUGGUUCAAGUUCAACGUCUUCUACGAGCUCGAAGCCGUCGUACAGAUAUUAA